CGCGGGUGUCUGUGGUCGGGGGCGCGCGCGGGUAGGCGGGGGGAUCGGGAACACGUCGGCGGGCGGCAGCGGCAGCGGGAGCGGGAGCGCGCUGGGCGUGGUGUGGGCGGCGGAGCUCGGGACCCGGAGACAGAGGCCGCGCCGGCUGCACGCCCCGUCCUCCCGCCGCAGCCCCGGGACACAGGCCCCAGCCCCCAGCCCCGGCCCCGCCAUGAUCGAGCGGCCCGAGACCGCCGCCUGCGGCCUCCCGUAUGCCCGUUCCCUGGAGGGAUACGUGGGAUUCGCAAACCUUCCAAACCAGGUGUACAGGAAGUCAGUGAAACGAGGCUUUGAGUUCACAUUAAUGGUUGUGGGUGAGUCGGGACUUGGCAAAUCAACAUUGAUCAAUUCACUCUUCCUGUCAGACCUGUAUUCCAAGGAAUACCCUGGUCCUUCACUCCGGAUCAAGAAAACUGUACAGGUUGAACAAGCAAAGGUUCAGAUCAAAGAAGGAGGAGUGCAACUCACACUGACCAUUGUCGACACCCCAGGGUUUGGAGAUGCAGUGGACAACAGUAACUGUUGGCAGCCAGUCGUGAAUUAUAUCGACAGCAAGUUUGAGGAUUUCCUGAACUCUGAGUCCCGAGUGAACCGGCGGCAGAUGGCAGACACGCGGGUGCACUGCUGCCUGUACUUCAUUGCUCCCUCAGGACACGGGCUGAAGCCUCUGGAUAUUGAAUUUAUGAAGCGUUUACACGAGAAGGUGAAUAUUAUUCCACUCAUUGCUAAAGCAGACACACUCACUCCUGAGGAGUGUCAACACUUCAAGAAACAGAUUAUGAAGGAGAUCAAAGAGCAGAAGAUUAAGAUUUAUGAAUUUCCAAAUGCAGAAGAUGAAGAUGACAAUAAAUUGGUGAAGAAAUUUAAGGAUCGUGUACCCCUGGCAGUUGUUGGAAGCAACCUUGUCUUUGAGGUCAGUGGGAAAAAGGUCAGAGGUCGGCAGUAUCCGUGGGGAGUGGCGGAAGUUGAAAAUGGCGACCACUGCGAUUUCUCCAUUUUGCGCAACAUGCUGAUCAGGACACACAUGCAGGAUCUGAAGGAGAUCACCAACAACGUCCACUACGAGAACUAUCGAAGUCGGAAGCUGGCGGCAGUGACGGGCAACGGGGUUGAUGCCAGUAAGACGAAAGGCCGCCUCACCAGGAGCCCUCUGGCUGAGAUGGAGGAAGAGCGUCGAGAGCAUGUGGCCAAGAUGAAGAAGAUGGAGACGGAGAUGGAGCAAGUCUUUGAAAUGAAGGUCAAGGAGAAGAAACAGAAACUGAAGGACUCUGAGAACGAGCUGCAGCGCCGACAUGAACAGAUGAAGAAGAACCUGGAGGCUCAGUACAAGGAGCUGGAGGAGAAGAGGAAGCAGUUUGAGGAAGAGAAAGCAUCCUGGGAGGCAGAGCAACGCAUGCUGGAACAGCAGAAAUUGGAUGCAUCAAAAACAAUGGAGAAAAACAAGAAGAAAGGGAAGAUCUUCUGAAGAGGUUAUUUUUAGUGCAAAUGUUUUAAGGCUCAUGCGUUUGGCCACAUUGCAAUGUAGGAACAUUGCUUAAACCUGCUCAUCAGACAAUUAUUCAGCUGCCUGCAAGCCCAGGGCUGGUGAAAAAGCAGUAAAUCUUCAUAGGAUCCUGGCACUGAGCUCCUUUGCAAUGGGCCUCUUGUUGUCGUGUCUUAAAAUCUUGCGAAUCACAAGCUGUGUAGUGGUGGGGACGUUUGCUACUUGCUGUCGAUGCUGCAUGUUCCUUCCACUGGCCUCCAUUGCCUGGUUUGGUAAGUGAGUAAGGCUCAGGACUCCACACUGUCUGCUUGGUGUCCAAACGCUGCCGCUCACUCACCCAGCCCAAGGUUUACAGUGAGGCUCCAUCCAAUUUGGCCAUUUGAAACCUUCCUCGCACCUCCCCCCCCCCCCCACCAGUAGUAUUUUGCUGAGAGUGUUGGAGCUGAGCAGUUCCAGUGCUGGCAGUUGUGGCCUGCAUGGGGUCUGCAGUUUCCAACUCUCAUUGGACCUUGGUGGACUAUGGAGACAGGCCACUGUCAGAUCACAGUGCCAAUGUUGAUCAUUCCACACAACAAAACUGAACGAUUUCUGUUUCAUACUUGAGGUGGGGUAGUGUCAAAUGUGACACAGAAGCUCAUGCAAUAAGAAUCACUUCAAGUAGAACAGCCAGAAGGAAAUAACUCUAAUAAUAUUCUAUUUGUAUCAGUAGUUCACCUGUUCAAAUGUCCUAUGGGUUAGGGACUGAUUGGCUAUAAGGGGAACCUGUUUAGUCCCAUUGGUGUGAGGUUGUCUGUCUGAUGCAAUGGUCCCCUGUAUUGUGGAGUUUCCUGGAUGGGGGCAGCAUCUUCUGUGUUGGGUUGGCAACUUGUCCUCCAGUCAGAGGCAGUGCCAGGCUGCUCUUCACUUGUGUUUGGCCAGAUGCUGAGUCCAUAGCGAUAUAUCAGAGAAUUUCACACCCAGCCCAAGAGUAGAGCCAGAAGAAGCUAACCCUGUUCUAUCCAGACUGGUGGCUGUAGUUCUUCAGUCCACUUUCUGGAAGAGCAUGUGUUGUGUAAGCUUGCUGUGCUUCCCUGCAACCUGUGAACCCUGGACAGCCCCCACUCCCCUUGUUGGCAUGUUUACUGUGUCCCUUGAGGCCGCACUAUUCCACUUCUCCCACCAGGGCUUCUGCCUCCUCAGGCCAUUUCCACAUCUAGUUUUGUAUGAGAGGAACUAAGUGCAGGCACCAAUUAUAUUUGGGUCCUUGUAGAUCACUCCCAAUGUGCUUGUGAAGUUGGUGUUAACCCAUGACUCUAGCUGCAGAGUAGAUCCAAAACCGUGAAUGACACAACAGCCAAAAGGUUUGCAAUGUUUUUUUUCUCUUGCUGAUCCAUUUUAUUUGCAUGUGAAGAGUCGGAAGAUGUUCCUUUUCAGCCUUGUGAACAGACCUCUCCUCAUCUCUGCUUUGUGACCACUCCUCCACCCUCAUUGUGCCGGUGUCUCUCUCUGUACUGGGCCAUGCUCCCACUCUCUCUGCCCUCUCCCCUUUUUCAUUCCUUUUCUCUGUUUACUUUUUUCUGCUGUCAACUUGCCCCGUACCCCCCCCUCCCUCCCUCCCUCCCUCUCUCUCUCCCCCUCUCCCUCUCUCUCUCUCUUUCUUUUUCCCCCCUCCCUCCCUCCCUGCUUGUCAGUGCUGGGAUAGGGACCUUUAACCCUUGUGCCCUUUCACACAUGCUCUGCAUUAGGGUCUCCCAGUGCCUGUCUGUGUUGGGAGAGGGGACUCCUCUCCUCUCUUUCUGUGCUGACCUCUCUGCACCGAGUCUCUCUCACCCAGUGCCCUCACCUUAUUCUCCCUCUCCUACCAUUUGCCUUCCAUUGUCUGCACUGCGGUUCUCUCGACGUUGGCUCCGUGAGCAGCAAGCUCUCCCUUCAUGGCUCACACUACCCUGUGUUGUACCGUGGCCCUGUGCAUUUUCUGCCAAUAUUUCAGCUGCUUCACUGUGAUAAACUGCCUUCAGCCAAGGAGGGUGAAGGAGGAGAUGGAGCUACGUUCAGGCAGGGGACCUGGAGCUGACAAGUUGAAUUGGAAUCUCAUCUUUUAUGUUUUUUUUUAAAGAAAUAAGCUUCACUUGAUGUUUUAUAAUUAUCACUACCACUUAGUAUACGUAUAAAAUAAAAAGUAACCUCUGUGGUAUCAAG
Molecule: messenger RNA, 3700 nt
Organism: Pristis pectinata (smalltooth sawfish)
Lineage: Eukaryota; Metazoa; Chordata; Chondrichthyes; Rhinopristiformes; Pristidae
Product: septin-7-like
Exons: 13
Coding region: 212-1504 (430 amino acids)
Biological process (GO): cilium assembly; cytoskeleton-dependent cytokinesis
Cellular component (GO): cell division site; septin complex; septin ring
Molecular function (GO): GTP binding; molecular adaptor activity; GTPase activity
Source: RefSeq, a predicted model, not a curated record